This is a messenger RNA of Coturnix japonica (Japanese quail), 6034 nucleotides long. It is a transcript of the gene EPHA4, whose product is annotated as EPH receptor A4. Gene Ontology annotation, biological process: protein phosphorylation; axon guidance; ephrin receptor signaling pathway. Lineage: Eukaryota; Metazoa; Chordata; Aves; Galliformes; Phasianidae. The record is from RefSeq and is a predicted model, not a curated record. Gene Ontology annotation, molecular function: protein binding; transmembrane-ephrin receptor activity; ATP binding. Gene Ontology annotation, cellular component: plasma membrane; dendrite.
CGGCGGUUGGCGGCGGGUCCCGCCCCGUUGGCAAUGCCUAUGGCCGCGCGCCCAUGCGGGCGUUAUUCCACUGGGAUGGCGCGGCCGGGCGGCAUGGCCGGGGUCCCCGUCGGCGCGCUGCUCCCGCUGCUCCCGCUGCUCGUCGGUGUCUGCGGGGCCGUCACCGGCUCCCGCGUGUAUCCCGCUAACGAAGUGACCCUGCUGGACUCCCGCUCGGUGCAGGGGGAGCUGGGCUGGAUCGCGAGCCCGCUGGAAGGAGGGUGGGAGGAGGUGAGCAUAAUGGAUGAGAAAAACACUCCGAUCCGCACCUACCAAGUUUGCAAUGUGAUGGAGCCCAGUCAGAAUAACUGGUUACGAACUGAUUGGAUUCCCCGCGAGGGGGCUCAGAGGGUAUAUAUUGAAAUCAAGUUCACGCUGAGAGACUGCAACAGCCUGCCAGGUGUCAUGGGAACUUGCAAAGAGACUUUCAACCUCUAUUACUAUGAAUCAAACAAUGAUAAGGAGCGUUUUAUUCGAGAGAGUCAGUUUGCCAAGAUUGACACCAUUGCUGCUGAUGAGAGCUUCACCCAGGUGGACCUUGGCGACAGGAUCAUGAAGCUGAAUACAGAAGUGCGGGAUGUGGGACCUCUGAGCAAGAAAGGCUUUUACUUGGCUUUCCAGGAUGUAGGUGCCUGCAUUGCUUUGGUCUCUGUUCGUGUCUUCUAUAAGAAGUGCCCACUGACAGUUCGAAACCUGGCACAGUUUCCAGACACCAUUACUGGGGCUGAUACAUCCUCUCUGGUGGAGGUUCGUGGCUCCUGUGUCAAUAACUCGGAAGAGAAGGACGUGCCAAAAAUGUACUGCGGGGCAGAUGGUGAAUGGCUGGUACCCAUUGGCAACUGUCUGUGCAAUGCUGGCUAUGAAGAACGCAAUGGUGAAUGCCAAGCUUGCAAAAUCGGAUACUACAAGGCGCUCUCGACAGAUGUUGCGUGUGCCAAAUGCCCGCCUCACAGCUACUCCAUCUGGGAAGGCUCUACCUCCUGCACCUGCGAUCGGGGCUUUUUCCGAGCGGAAAAUGAUGCUGCAUCCAUGCCCUGCACUCGUCCUCCAUCCGCACCCCAGAACCUGAUUUCCAACGUCAACGAGACGUCGGUGAACUUGGAGUGGAGUGCCCCACAGAACAAGGGAGGACGGGAGGACAUCUCCUACAAUGUGGUGUGCAAGCGCUGCGGGGCAGGGGAGCCCAGCCACUGCCGGUCCUGUGGCAGUGGUGUGCAUUUCAGCCCCCAGCAGAACGGACUGAAAACCACUAAGGUUUCAAUCACUGACCUCCUGGCACACACCAACUACACCUUUGAGGUCUGGGCAGUGAAUGGAGUGUCCAAGCACAACCCCAGCCAGGACCAAGCUGUGUCGGUCACUGUGACAACUAACCAAGCAGCACCAUCCCCAAUUGCAUUGAUCCAGGCUAAAGAGAUAACGAGACACAGCGUUGCCUUGGCCUGGCUGGAACCUGACAGGCCAAAUGGAGUCAUCCUGGAGUACGAAGUCAAAUACUAUGAAAAGGACCAAAAUGAGCGCAGCUAUCGCAUAGUGAAGACAGCCUCCAGGAAUACUGACAUCAAAGGCUUGAACCCCCUGACUUCAUAUGUAUUUCAUGUGCGGGCCAGGACAGCAGCAGGAUACGGAGACUUCAGUGGGCCGUUUGAGUUCACAACUAACACAGUUCCUUCCCCCAUCAUUGGCGAUGGUACCAAUCCCACAGUGUUGCUUGUUUCAGUGGCUGGCAGUGUUGUUCUUGUGGUCAUUCUCAUUGCAGCCUUUGUCAUCAGCAGGAGGCGCAGCAAAUACAGUAAGGCCAAGCAAGAGGCAGAUGAGGAGAAACAUUUGAACCAAGGUGUCAGAACAUAUGUGGAUCCCUUUACAUAUGAGGAUCCAAAUCAAGCUGUGAGAGAAUUUGCCAAAGAAAUUGAUGCCUCCUGCAUAAAGAUUGAGAAAGUUAUCGGUGUGGGGGAAUUCGGCGAAGUAUGCAGUGGACGUCUCAAAGUUCCAGGAAAAAGAGAGAUCUGUGUGGCCAUCAAGACUCUGAAAGCUGGCUACACUGAGAAGCAGCGGCGAGACUUCCUGAGCGAAGCCAGCAUCAUGGGACAGUUUGACCACCCCAACAUCAUCCACUUAGAAGGUGUUGUUACUAAAUGUAAACCGGUAAUGAUCAUAACUGAGUACAUGGAGAAUGGCUCCUUGGAUGCCUUCCUCCGGAAGAAUGAUGGCAGAUUUACAGUAAUCCAGCUGGUGGGGAUGCUCCGUGGCAUCGGCUCAGGAAUGAAGUACCUGUCUGACAUGAGCUAUGUGCACCGGGAUCUGGCUGCCCGCAACAUCCUGGUCAACAGCAACUUGGUCUGCAAAGUGUCUGACUUUGGCCUGUCCCGUGUCCUGGAAGAUGACCCCGAGGCAGCUUAUACCACACGGGGUGGCAAGAUCCCUAUCCGGUGGACUGCACCAGAGGCAAUUGCCUACCGUAAAUUCACAUCAGCCAGUGACGUGUGGAGCUAUGGCAUCGUCAUGUGGGAGGUGAUGUCCUAUGGAGAGAGACCUUACUGGGACAUGUCCAAUCAGGAUGUUAUUAAAGCCAUUGAGGAAGGCUAUCGGUUGCCACCCCCCAUGGACUGCCCCACUGCUCUGCACCAGCUGAUGCUGGACUGCUGGCAGAAGGACCGCAGCGACAGACCUAAAUUUGGACAGAUUGUCAACAUGCUGGACAAACUCAUCCGCAACCCUAACAGCCUGAAGAGGACAGGCAGCGAGAGCUCCAGACCCAGCACAGCCCUGCUGGAUCCCAGCUCCCCGGAGUUCUCGGCGGUUGUUUCUGUCAGUGACUGGCUCCAAGCCAUUAAAAUGGAGCGAUACAAGGAUAACUUCACAGCUGCUGGCUAUACCACCCUAGAGGCUGUGGUGCAUAUGAACCAGGACGACCUGGCCAGGAUUGGGAUCACUGCCAUCGCGCACCAGAACAAGAUCUUGAGCAGCGUUCAAGCCAUGCGCACCCAAAUGCAACAGAUGCACGGCAGGAUGGUGCCCGUCUGAGCCAGUACUGAAUAAACUCAAAACUCUUGAAAUUAGUUUACCUCAUCCAUGCACUUUAAUUGAAGAACUGCACUUUUUUUACUUCGUCUCCUCGCCCGUUGAAAUAAAGAUCUGCAGCAUUGCUUGAUGUACAGAUUGCGGAAACCGAGCGUGUGUUGGGAGGGGGGCCUCCAGAAAAUGACAAGCCGUCAUUUUAAACCAGACCUGGAACAAAUUGUUUCUUGGAACAUACUUCUGUGUUGAUCAACGAUAUGUAAAAUACAUGUAUCUAUAUAAAUAUAAUGUCACAGUCAAGUUUUGAUGCUUUGUUUGCUGCCAGAUACUGUGCUUAAAAAACAAAAAUUACUUUCCUUCUCCCUGUGACCUGUAGGAUUACAACCGUAGUGUUUUAUUUGUGGGUGAAACCACAGUUGUGCAUCUGUCACUGGAAUGAAGAAUCUGCCCUAGGAUAUUUUUUGCAGACUUGAUGCAACACUGAUACCUUGCAGAAACCUCACUGAGAAGAUCAUUUAGCUAAUCAGUGGUUGGCGAUUAGCAAUCUAUCCAUUUAUGGGCUUGAGACACGGAAUGACCCGCCUCGUGGAUGACUGGGCAGAACUGGACUUCUGGGAAGACUGUUGGCUAUUACUGUGCUGAGUUCUGCCGCUUAGAGAGGUUUCGUGACCAUCUUGCCAGCAGUCAGAUGUGGUGGUCGUGGCUAUGGAACUUUCAGACUUUUAUCUUUCAAGAAGCGGUUCAAUUUGCCACAUGGAGAAGGGAAAUUAUAUUAUACCCUCCUAGCCUGUCCUGUUGAUCUCAUUGACCAUGGAGGAACACAGACUGGACCCUGAAGCCUUCUGGAUCCAUGGUUGUGUCUUCCCUAGCACUGAUUCUGGAAACUACGCACUGAACAGUCGUCAGGCCCUGAAAAGAGUGUGACUUCUACUUCCUCUUUUUUUUCCAUGCCGCCCACUCCAUUUUUUCUUCAUUGAAAGAUAGCUCACUCAGUCAGAUUCAGCACCCUGUUGUCACUGGAGGAAUGUACUGUGUCAGAGCCCUGCAGAUUUGUUGAUUUUUUAUUCCCUUCUGCUUUCUAUUCCUACCUUGGAUUUUAUUUAUAUAUUCUGUUAUUCUCUAUCCUCCCUCCCCUGCCUGCUGCUGCCACGUCUCUAAUGGAUGCAGGUGGCAGAUCACCACCAAUCUUAGCAUGGACGCCGGGCCAGGCGCCACAGUGGAGAGCCCAGUUGCUGUGAGCUGCCUAUAUACAUUGCUGACGUGACAUUUAACGUGAGACGUGCCAUUGCAGUGAUAUAAAUAUAUUUUUUUUCCUUGAAUGGAUAAUGGAUUAUUAUCUCCUCUGGAAGGUGCGUAUGUGUGUUGGUGUGCGUGUGCAAAUCACCUCCUGUGAAUGUGCCCAAGGCGUCCCUGGGAGCCAUGUGAUGUCCCCCUGCCACGUGAGCAUGGCCCAGCAGCUCUGCUCUGCAGUGGUGACGGGAAAACGCAUUGAGAAGUGUUGAACUUCCUGUGUCUGUAGGUGUUCUUAGCUGCCACGCAAUGUGAAAUGAGGAGUUCUGCAGCCUGAAACAGGGACAGUUCCGAGUUAGUUUUGAAGCUGUGCAUUACAGGAUCCAUAAGGGUGCUAAAGAUUUUCUUAAAUGUCGUUUCUUCUUAACUGAUGUUCUGUUUGUGAUCCAGAGCAACCGUUUUCUCAGUGACAAGGUGAUGGAGGCAGCACCUGCAUAUCCAUCCACUGAUAACCCUGACCUGAACUCUUUAAGUAGCCUUUUUUAUCUGCAGAAGCGGGGUUUAAAAGACUUGCUGAAUGCGAACAAAUAUAUGCAGUUCUUCCAUUCACAGAAGCACCUUUGCUCUGCGUGCAAGCUGUGAAAACUUGUAAGUUAAUAAUCCAAACACCAGUUUGCUCCCUGCACAGUUAAGGAAUGAAAUCACAACACUUCCUUGCAGUCGUUAGCCAGAGAGCUGCGGCGUGCCAUAGGAGCACGGCAAGUGCCAUAGGAGGCACUGCGAGCCGAGGAGCAAAUCUGCUGCUCCCUGGUGCUGCCUGCCGCAGCUUUCUGCCUUUGGAGAGCUCGCUGCACCAGCGGUGCGAGCCAGUUCUGAGCGGGGCCGUGUGCUGGAGCCUGGGGAGCUCAGAGACAUCCUGGGACGGGGAUGCGGGGGCGCCGCUCUGAACGAGAGCGCAGCACGGAGCACAGCCACGGCCUGACAUCCCAGAGCCUGACAUCCCAGAGCCUGACAUCCCACAGCCUGACAUCCCAGAGCCUCUCCCCGCUUUGGGACCAUCCCCAGAAGGAGCCGGGGCUGGGGUUCGGCGCAUCGCCCCAAGGCUGUGCUGGCUGCAGCAAGUGUCGGCAGGGGAGGAAGGAGGCUGUGCUGUCCUGUCCAGCUCGCACCCUGCACGGUCACGUCGGUCUGGGUUUCCUGCUGUACUCAUGUUGCGAUGGCUCAAUGUAUUAAAAAAAUAUGUAUGUAUAAAACGCAGAAGGCUGGAAGUGACCAGUGAGCGGGACUUAAAAAGCAGUAUUUUUUUGUUAAUGUGACAUUUUCAUAACCAGAAAGAAAAAAAAAAAAAAAGAAAAAAGAAAAAAAAAACAAACCCUGAAAUACUAACCAGACAAAUAAAAAGAGAGCGCCUUUAUUUUUUUGUAUCACUGCAAGUAUGUUGGAAUAUGCAAGGACUGUGGUUACACUAGAAUGUAUGAGGCUUAUCAUCGUUUAGUUGAUACUGAAAGAUUCUAACAGCAUUUCUCGGUUCGUGCGUUGGAACCAUCUCUGGGUUAGGUUACAUAGAUUUUCUAUUUUGAUUUCAUUUGUAAUGUUUCCCCCCUCCCCCUCCAUGAAUUUUAGGUACACAUAACUUAUGUCAUUUAUUUAUGGUCUUUUAUACCUAGUUUGUAAAGUUGUAAAAUAGCCAAAACAGUGCAAACAUUUGCAUUUGAGAAUAAUAAAGUAGUUGCUGUACAAACCCGAA